Messenger RNA from Anopheles arabiensis, 4264 nucleotides. Its product is annotated as A.superbus venom factor 1-like. Gene Ontology annotation, molecular function: endopeptidase inhibitor activity. Bases 80 to 4027 code for a protein of 1315 amino acids. The transcript has 12 exons. The record is from RefSeq and is a predicted model, not a curated record. Gene Ontology annotation, cellular component: extracellular region. NCBI's taxonomy places the organism in Eukaryota, Metazoa, Arthropoda, Insecta, Diptera, Culicidae.
AUGCAUACCGUCCGUGUUUCAGUUCAUUGAUAGACUGCAUCCGAAGCAGGCGCAAAAUCGCAAAACCUCCAAACCAACCAUGUGGCAGCUCAUAAGGUCGCGAAUAUUAACGGUGAUAAUCUUUAUAAGUGCUGCUCAUGGGCUUCUUUUCGUGGGUCCAAAAUUCAUCCGGGACAACCAAAGCUACACACUGACGAUCAGCAACUUUUACUCAAAUCCAAGGAAAAUGGACUUGAUGGUGAAGCUGGAAGGCCAAACAGAUAAUGGUUUAAGCGUUUUGAAUAUUACCAAGAUGAUCGAAGUGCGAAGUAAUUCUAUCCGGAUGAUCAGUUUCAGCAUGCCAGAUAAUCUGUCAACUGGUGACUACAAAAUAACCAUCGACGGACAACAAGGUUUUAACUUUCAUAUGGAGACAGACCUGUUUUAUCUAAAAAAAUCGGUAGCAGGGCUAAUACAUGUCGAUAAGCCCGUAUUUAAACCUGGCGAUACGGUGAACUUCCGUGUGAUCGUGCUGGACACGGAGCUAAAGCCGCCGGCGAGGGUUAAGUCGGUUCAUGUAACUAUCCGAGAUCCUCAGCGCAAUGUGAUUCGCAAAUGGUCCACGGCAAAAAUGUAUAACGGUGUGUUCGAAGGUGAUCUGCAGAUAGCGCCUACUCCAAUGCUCGGGGUCUGGAAUAUCUUGGUGCAGAUGGAGGGAGAAGAGCUUGUGUCAAAGACGUUUGAGGUGAAGGAGUAUGUGUUGUCAACGUUCGACGUGCAGGUCAUGCCAUCGGUGAUUCCACUGGAAGAGCAUCAAGCUCUAAAUCUUACAAUCGAAGCGUACUAUCACUUUGGUAAGCCAGUGCAAGGAGUGGCUAAGGUGGAGCUAUACCUAGACGACGAUAAGCUAGAUCAACAGAAAGAGAUUACCGUUUACGGAAUUGGUCAGGUAGAGUUGCGCUUUGCUGACUAUUUCGAUAUGUACGAAGAUCAGCAGGAUGUGCGAGUGAAGGUGACGUUCAUCGAGCACUACACAAAUCGUACGGUGGUCAAACAGUCACAAAUAACGGUUUACAAGUAUCAAUACCGAGUACAAUUAAUCAAAGAAAGUCCUCAGUUUCGUCCAGGGCUUCCGUUCAAAUGCGCGCUUCAGUUUACACACCAUGAUGGAACACCGGCUGGCAACCAGGUGGAGGUUACCGAUGUAGAAUUCGAAACGACAGCAACGAGUGAUAACGAUGGAUUGAUUAAGCUUGAGCUGCAUCCAAGUGAGGGUACUGAACAACUCGGUGUUAACUUUGACGCUGUUGAUGCAUUCCUUUUUUACGAAGAUGUGAAUAAGGUAGAAACGGAUGCUUUCAUUAAACUGGAGUUGAAAUCACCCAUCAACCUGAACAAAUUAAUGCGCUUCAUUGUAACAUGCACGGAGCGCAUGACAUUCUUCGUGUACUAUGUUGUGUCAAAGAGCAACAUCGUCGAUGCAGGCUUCGUGCGACCAAAAAAUGAGACAACGUUCCUACUGCAACUGUACGCAACGGAAAAGAUGUUUCCAAACGCGAAAAUGCUUGUAGCUACCGUUACCGGUCGCACUGUGGUGUACGACUACAUAAACCUCGAUUUCCAAGUGUUUCACAAUAAUUUCACUUUAAGCAUUGACGAGCAAGAGAUCAAGCCGGGACGACAAAUCGAGCUGAGCAUGUCUGGACGCCCAGGAGCGUACGUUGGGCUGGCCGCCUAUGACAAAGCCUUGCUUUUGUUUAACCAGAACCACGACCUUAUCUUGGACGACUUCUUGAAGGUGUUUGACGGGUUCCAUGUUCAUCAUGAAGGUGAAUUUGACCAGUUGCACACCAUGGGACUGUUUGCCAGGACACUGGAUGACUUCUUAUUUCAAAAUUACAAUCAUAAAUCAGAGCGCAAUGGACAGCAGAUGGAACAAACGGUGGUCAGGAAACAGUUCGUGGAGUCAUGGCUUUGGAAGAAUGUGACCAUUGAAAGCUCUGGUAGUCUCAAGCUGACUGAGGUUGUGCCGGAUACUACGACCUCUUGGUAUCUUACGGCCUUCUCGAUCGAUCCCGUCGUCGGGUUGGGUAUCAUUAAGAAACCGAUCGAGUUCACAACAGUCCAGCCGUUUGUCAUUAUGGAAAGCUUGCCAUAUUCAAUCAAGCGAGGUGAGGCGAUUGAGAUACAAUUUAUUCUUAUCAGCAGCCUUCAAGAAGAGCACACCGUUGACGUGACGCUGUACAAUGAGAACAAUGAGAUGGAGUUCAUAGGACGUUCGAUUGCUAACGCAAGCUACACCAAAUCGGUUAGCGUUCUACCGAAGGUGGGGAAGCCGAUUUCAUUCCUGGUGAAAGCAAAGAAGCUCGGCGAGAUGAUGGUUCGUGUGAAAGCCUCUAUAGCAAAUGGAAUUGCGGAGGAUGCACUGGAGAAGGUGAUACGGGUCACGCCAGAAAGCUUGGUACAGUCAGGAGUGGAAUCGUUCGGAUUUUUCAUGAACACGUACCAGAAUCGAACGUUUUUAGUGAACCCAAACAUCGACAAAAAGGCCGAUAACGGAUCGGUUGAGAUCAAGCUCAGAUUCAAUCCCAACUUACUUAUCACCGUGAAGGACAACUUGAACGAUAUUCGCACUGAUUGGAGUAGAUGUAACGAAGGCAUAAGAGGCACGCUUAAUUUCGUUGUUCAUGAUUACCUGAAUACCAUUGGGUCAUCAGAUCAAAUAUCAUCCGACGAUAGUGCAAAAAUAAUAAUACAUUUUGUACGUCUACAGAAGUGCUUCAUUUCCAAAGCUCCAUGGCGGAAUAAGGUGUUUGAUACUGCAUUCCUAGUAAAUGCGUUGAAUAAUGCAAUGAAAUAUGUAUACUGGAAUGACAAGCAUAAACUUGAGAAAAUUUUCGCCUGGCUGGCCUCACAACAGCACCAUUCCGGAAGUUUCAAGGAAACCGAAUCCGAUCUGCACUAUAAACGCAGUGAAGUAGCACUAACGUCGUACGUGUUGGCAGUCAUGCUGGAGAACGAAAGCGCCAAAAUGCAGCACGCUGUGGUGUUAGAAAAGGGAAUGAGUUUUCUGAGCGAUCAAUUGGAUUUAAUCACAAGUGCAAAUGAUUUGGCGAUAGUGACCUAUGCGAUGAUGUUGUAUGGGCACAGGCUAAAAGACGCUGCGUUCGAAAAGCUGAUCGAUAUGUCAACCAUUACCAACAAUGGAACGGAACGAUAUUGGAACACGUUGAACAGCGUGGAGGCAACAUCUUUUGCUUUGCUAUCGCAUGUGUUGGCCAACAAGUUGCUAGAAGCUUUGCCAAUAAUGCGUUGGUUGGUGAAUCAGAGAAGCGAAUUAGACAGUGUUUCUGGGCAACAAAAUACCUAUUUGCGUCUCAAAGCGUUGUCCAGCAUAGCGAAAAAGAUAUCUCCAUCCCGAAACGACCUUGUCGCAAAGCUAAAGUACAAGCAGAGUACGCAAUUGUUGCGUUUGAAUUCAUAUAGCAAUAUGAUACUAAUCAUGACCAUACCGCAAGACGUGAGGAAAUUUGAAAUCACAGUAAUGGGUAUUGGGGCUGGACUGCUUCAGGUGUUUUAUCGAUAUAACUUGAAUCUCAUGAACUUUGAGCAUCGAUUCAAGCUGGACUUACAGAAACAGAUCACAAACUUUGACCAAGAGCUGAAGCUGAAUGUGUGUGCCAACUACAUCCCCACAGUGUCUGAAAGUCGAUCAAACAUGACGCUGGUCGAGGUGACGUUACCGAGCGGUUACGUUGUCGAUCACAAUCCGAUCAGUGAGCAGACGACGGUGAAUCUAAUUCAGCGCAUUGAAAUUCGUUACGGUGGCACUUCGGUCGUUUUGUACUACAACAGUAUGGGCUUGGAGCGGAACUGUUUCACUGUGUCCGCCUACAGACGCUUGAAGGUAGCACUGAAGCGUCCGGCGUAUGUGGUUGUGUAUGACUAUUAUGAUACAAAUCUGAACGCCAUCAAAGUGUACGAAGUAGACAAGCAGAAUGUUUGCGAAAUCUGCGAAGAAGACUGCCCAGCAGAGUGCAAGAUAUAGUGGCUGAGUUAGAGUUAAGGACAACUUGCAAUACUGAGGGAUUCAUGUUUUGAAACAGAUUUUUCUGAUACAUUAAUAGUCUAUAGAAAAUUGAAAAAUCGGUUUUGAAAGUGCCUAAAAAUCAAUACUAUAUCUAAUUUAACUGCAUGUCAUUUGUUUUGAUGAAAAGAGAGUAUCAAUUUGCUUAAUAAAACAACACACCGAAUAACAGUGCUGCAUAACGCCGCGAGCAUCAUG